Messenger RNA from Schistosoma mattheei, 2525 nucleotides. The record is from the annotation of a GenBank genome assembly. NCBI's taxonomy places the organism in Eukaryota, Metazoa, Platyhelminthes, Trematoda, Strigeidida, Schistosomatidae.
GUGAUUUUACUGCAGUAAAAGACUACUUGAAUAUGAGAACACUUAAUAUUCAUGUGACCAAACGGACAUCCAACAAACCUACAGCAAUUGAAAUACGAAAUGACCUCAUCUUGUCAGGCCGUUCAAGGUCGUCGAAACGAAACGGCGGGCGGAUCUGACAACAUCCUGCAAUAAAUUUCAAUGGGGGAGUACGGACGGUGACUAACUAAAAUUCAGCACUACCUAAUUCAAAUCCAUUCGCCUAUUCUACAUACUAAAGUUCUUAUUUCUGAAAUACUUUACACCUACUAUUUCAAUAAAAGUCUUUGCUUUCCAAACCUCCCAUCACUUACUUUUUGGAUAAUGGCUAACUUUUCGAGAGUGGCCGAGAUUUUUGAGCAAGCAUCAGUGGCGUUCGGUCGAUUGGCCCAACUUACUUUAGAUCUUAAGCAGUUUCAAGCGCAACAAAAUGAUGGGGAUUCCAAGACCUGCGGGAAAUGGUCACAAAAGGAAGUUGAAGAUCUUAAAGCUGCUAUUGGACGUUUUGGAUCUGAUCUGUCCAAGGUAGCUGAAGCUAUCGAAACAAAGACCAUUAACCAGAUAAAACAAAAGCUAAAAACCCGGGCUUUUCAGGAUGCUGGUCUUGGAGAUAUUUCCUUUGAAAAUGAGGCUGCGGAUACAGAAACCAAACCAAAAGUCACGACUCCAAAUGCUACUCCAGUAGAACGUGGAAGACGUAAGCAAGCUUUGAAUCAAAUGUCUGAACCAGUAGACUUACAUCCUCCUAAAAGAUCCAGAUCUGAUGUCGACGAUUUGAAUGAAUAUACCAAUUAUGCACCUGAAGUAGAAGCUCCAGAUAAAAAACCCAACCAACCGGCUAGUAACAACAAAUCAUAUAGUAAUGAAAAUGUUACACCGCAAAAGAACGACGACGGUCAUAAUAUUUUAAAACAUAAGCCAGUUGGCAGUACACUAUCUAGUGUUUUAUCCAAACCGAUAUCACUUGCUAGACCAGAUGCAAGUAAUUUUGAUGAUCGUCAUCGCAAAACAACGACGUCAGUAAAUGUCCUUAGUUCUGGAUAUAAUGCAAAUGAAUCGAAGUAUGAAGAUUAUGACGUAAGCAAAAUCUUUUUUCUUAAAUUGAUAUAUUUGGUGAUUUUUCUCAGUCUUACAUUUGCGAUUAGCAUUCACCAUACACUGAUAUCAACUAAAACACCAUGAAGCCCCGAAUAUCUUUUCCAUUCUAGUUUGAAACUUUUGUGUUGUACACUCACAAACCUAUGUUGGCUGGAGUCUAGGACACACAGGUCUUGGAACGAGCGCAUUAUCUUUAAGUUACUGAGUAGGAUUCUAGUGAUCUGAAUUUUCAACUUGAGUCGAUUCCAGUCAGUCACUCAGUCAUACGCAACAUAAAAUGUGACAUUUAUAUAUGCAUAAGUUCAAUUCGCUAUGUCAUAUCACGACAGUGACAUGUCAAAGUUGUUAAGCAUUAACAGUAUUAGUGAUAGUACAAAAAGAUCAGGCAUAGGCUGCAUGAUUUGAUAAAGAAUAAGUUUGUGGAGUAAAAAAGUAUAAGAUACCUUGGAUCUAAAGGAAGACGAAGAAUGAGUGUAUCUGCACCAUUAAAACCAGUUUUAAGCCAUGUCACCUGACCCAUCAAAUUGUUGGUUACGAUAAUUUAACGAAUGAACCAGGUAGUAUGUAUCUGUUAAGAUGCUCCAGUUCAGCUAUCAAUGAAUUCGUACAGUGAUGCCACAUGUCCCUGAAUUUAUUCCAGUGUAAUCCUACACCAUCAGCCAACACCACAUGUUGCUGUAGACAGUAGUUGGAUAUGCGUAAUACAUGUCCCAACUACUUCAGUCGAUGAAGACCCACUAACCUUUUAUCUACAUAUUUACCAUCUGUACGUAGUAUACUUUCUAACCUCGGCAUUGACCACUUGAUGAUCCUAUCAUGCAUGAGGAAUUCUUGAGUAUUUAUUUUCAAAUACUAGUAACCUACGAAUGUUCUCUAUGUUCAAAAGCUGUGUUUCAUAACUAAAGUAAAGCAGAGUGAUUUGACUGUCGGUAUAUUCGUCGUUUUGGUUGUCAAGUGAACAUCUCGCCUAUACUGCAAGUAAUGUACGUCGGCACAAGUCAACUGAGCUUUCUAAACUGGUGUCGAGAUUUCAUUUACGUUAUUGGAAAAUGAUAAAGACCAACUUUCAGUCUAACUAUCUCUACUAACUUUCAGUCAUAAUCUACUUGUCCAAUCAGCCAUGAUUGCUAAGUGUCUAAAGCGAUGACAGCGAUUAUGAUGGUGCUGAUGGUCGUACACCGGGAGAAGAUUAUGAAUCAGACGAAGAACAAGAGGAAGAAGAAGCCGACGAUAACGAGGAUUACGAUGAAUAACCAGCAAUAAAUUGAUUUGUUAAAUAUUUGUGUAUAUGUCUUCAUGAUUAUUAUUAUUCAUUAUCAUGUAAAUUAGUGUUUAUACUGAUAAAAUAAGUUAAUAAACUGCUUGUGGUUAUUUUCUUUUCAUAUGAUAUCAAAGAACUACGAUCUCAA